Verruconis gallopava is the source of this 1573-nucleotide messenger RNA. RefSeq lists its product as uncharacterized. Gene Ontology annotation, molecular function: magnesium ion transmembrane transporter activity. Gene Ontology annotation, biological process: magnesium ion export from mitochondrion. The record is from RefSeq and is a predicted model, not a curated record. The coding region runs from base 174 to 1397 and encodes 407 amino acids. Lineage: Eukaryota; Fungi; Ascomycota; Dothideomycetes; Venturiales; Sympoventuriaceae. The transcript is spliced from 3 exons.
GCCAAGGCUUCCAGGCUCAGAAAAAAAGUUGCGUGAGCCGAUUCGGGUAUCUGAUCGCUGGAUCUAUCAUCCAUCGCGGCAUCUUCAGGGCGCAAUCGACAUUUCCCCUUCUCUCCCUUCUGCUCUCCCCACCCUUCCUCUACCCUCAGUCCCCUUCGCAACGUUCUCCGUCCAUGGUAUGGGCCGAAGUGGCCAAGUACGUCUCUGGCACCCAACACGAGCGCGUCGAUGAUGGACAGAGCAGCACAUUCCAUUUGGACGUCCAGGAUACUAGACGGGCGUCAGAAGGGAUGGCAGCGACGGAGGACUUUGAGGCAUUGAGGCCGCCGUACAUCCACGCAAUGCUGGCGGGCGCAUUGGGAGGAACCACGGGUGAUAUGCUGAUGCAUUCGCUCGAUACCGUCAAGACAAGACAGCAGGGAGAUCCACACAUGCCGCCCAAGUACACCUCUCUAGGGUCCAGCUACUGGACUAUCCUGCGGCAAGAAGGCGUUCGGAAAGGUCUGUACGGUGGAGGUCUUCCAGCCUUCCUAGGCUCGUUCUCAGGCACACUCAUUUUCUUCGGCACGUACGAAUGGACGAAGCGAACCAUGCUGGACCUAGGUAUCAAUCCGUCGGUCACCUAUCUUACCGCAGGCUUCGUUGCUGACUUGGCUGCAUCUCCUCUCUAUGUGCCGUCCGAAGUGCUCAAGACGCGCUUGCAACUACAGGGCCGUUACAAUAAUCAAUACUUCAACAGCGGAUACAACUACAGGGGCAUGACGCAUGCCAUCAGGGAGAUUGUACGCCAUGAGGGCCCCUCGGCAUUGUUUCACGGUUUCAAGGCAACACUCGUACGCGACCUGCCGUAUUCUGCAUUGCAGUUUGCGUUCUACGAGCAGGAGCAAAAACUGGCGAAGGCAUGGGUGGGCAAGAGAGACAUUGGCUUGACGUUGGAGAUCCUCACUGGGGCAUCGGCUGGUUGCUUGGCUGGCGUUUUGACGUGCCCGCUCGACGUUGUGAAGACGAGGAUACAGACGCAGCACAAUCCGGAUCUUGCCAGCUCCUCCAAGCCGGUAGCUACGCCUUCUACACAUGCUCCGUCCGCCAAUAUACCAGCAAAGCAUGCAACACCACCUAUUGGUACAUCCAAGACGACAUCGGCGAUGAAGCGAGCGAUCUCCACGUCAUCCCCCUCCACUUCUUUAAAAAUGCACUCGGCGGCCACCAUUGACGCCUCGUCCGUCAUCAGUGGCCUGAGGAUCAUCUACAAGACGGAAGGCUUGGCCGGCUGGUUCCGUGGUGUCGGUCCUCGCGCAGUGUGGACGAGCAUUCAGAGCGGAACCAUGUUGGUUAUGUAUCAAGCGUUGCUCAAGCAGUUCGAAGCGCAUCCUCUCGUGACGGUGGACCCUAUAUAACGCCGUUACAAAGCGGCGGUUGUUGUAUCAUUAUUCAAUAGAACAUGCAUUGCACGGCGUUAGAGCUAGAGUGUGUGGGGUGCGAUGCUGUGAAAGCAUUGUGGCCCGUUGUUACCCGCUGCUUUUAGAGGGUUCAUCCUGUAAAUAGUCUAAAUGAAAGUCACUUCACUUUUCAA